AUGAGCAACGAGCAACUGCUGGAGAGGCUGGAUGCCCUUCAAUGUCACUUCACUUGGGAGUUGGGUGUCAAAGGCUGCUUCAACCCCACGCACAUCCUGCAGAAGGUGGCAGUGGAGCUGAGGCACACCAUGCAGCAGAACCAGGCAGCCCUCCUGGGCCUCCAGGCAUACCUCUACGUGCUCAACAACCAAAACAAGGAGCAGCAGCAAGCGGCUACUGCCACCUCUCUGAUCACCUGCGGCAACUACGCCUGGAUUAAAUACCUCCAGGCUGAAUAUCAGGAGGCUGAAGAGUAUCUGGAACAAAUCCAGCAGCUCUGCCCAGCUCCUUGGGAUGCAAGGCUGAUCCCACACAUCCAGGUGCAGAAAGGCUGGUCCCUCCUGGUUGUCAGAUCCCAGAAUGGGGAGCGGGCCCGAGAGUGCUUUGAGGCUGCCUUGAUGCUUGAACCAGACAAUGAUGAUUUCCAUGCUGGGCUUGGGCAAGCCCUUUUUGCCUCCUCAAAUUAUUUCUGGAGUAGUAAUAUUGCAAGCAGAGCCAUAAGCCAGUUGGAAAGGACCAUUGAUAGGCAGCCAAAUGACUACAGAGCGAAAAUCUAUUUAGCUGACCUGUUUAAAAGAAUGGAUGAGAAAAAAAGAGCAAUGGACUUGAUAAAGGAAUGUGCAGAGAACAGCUCUGAUCCCGAGGUCCUCAAACGUUCAGCUCUGUACUAUCUGUCACAGUCUGCAGCACGAGCAGUGGAGAUCCUGAAGCAAGCCCUGCAGGAGAAUCCAGAUUACCAUCUCCUCUACCAGGCCUUGGCCAAGUGCUAUAAAAAACUGUGGCUUACAGCAGAGGAUGAAGACAAGAAUGAUGUAUUGGAUGCAGCCAUCAGGCACCUCGAGCAAAUUGUUCAGGAUCACCCAGACUGUGACCUUACGCUCACAAAGCUGCAAUUAGCAGAGCUGUACGGCGCAAGAAACCCGUCACAGGAAGAGGAUGUCUACAAGGAGCUGCAGGAGCAAUCCGAGAGCCUGAGCCUCAGAGGCCGCCAAGUCCUGAAUCACAACUGGGGAAAGUUCUGCCUCUACAAGAAGAGAUCACGGCAUGAGGCACUAGAAAAGUUCAUGGUUUGCUACAAGAUCCCUCUGAACUCAGGGGUGCGGCACGAGUGCGCGCGGAUGAUGAGGAAGAUGGCCCUGAACUGCUCCAGCGAGGACGCCAACUUCAUCUUCCGCUUCAUCGACGACGUCAACUACAGCCUCCCCAUGGAGUUCGCUGAGAAAGCUUAG
Molecule: messenger RNA, 1269 nt
Organism: Acanthisitta chloris (rifleman)
Lineage: Eukaryota; Metazoa; Chordata; Aves; Passeriformes; Acanthisittidae
Product: interferon-induced protein with tetratricopeptide repeats 1-like
Exons: 3
Coding region: 1-1269 (422 amino acids)
Biological process (GO): defense response to virus
Cellular component (GO): cytosol
Molecular function (GO): protein binding
Source: RefSeq, a predicted model, not a curated record